Suillus paluster is the source of this 624-nucleotide messenger RNA. RefSeq lists its product as uncharacterized. The coding region runs from base 1 to 624 and encodes 207 amino acids. The record is from RefSeq and is a predicted model, not a curated record. Gene Ontology annotation, cellular component: cytoplasm. Lineage: Eukaryota; Fungi; Basidiomycota; Agaricomycetes; Boletales; Suillaceae. Gene Ontology annotation, molecular function: dipeptidyl-peptidase activity. The transcript is spliced from 4 exons.
AUGGUUUCCGCAGCUGCAGACCGUUUCUUGGCCGACAAGGCUCCUCCAAUCUGCCAUGUCGAGGUUGCAAAGUCAUUCUCACAACUCACACCCAGGGAGAAGCUCUACGCUCAUUACGUUGGACAAGCGUCAUGGGCAGGCGCUCGGAUCAUCCAAGAACAGUGGACUUCCUACGCGCUGAGGCUCUAUGAUCUCCUCAUCCUCACCUUCAGCACCGGUGGAAAUUUGGCCAAUCUGGACGCACUCAGCGAAAAAUCUGGUCUUUCUUCUCAAGAUUUCGAGCAAGUACUGCAAUAUUCUUCCCAGGCAAGCAACCCUCAGCCAGGUCAUGUUUUGCAUGAUUUGGUGAACUACAAGAGUUUCGUGUUUACAAAGAUCGUACCUCGCGUUUCCGAAGAAAAAUUCGCCGCUGUGGUCGAGAAGUCAGCCAAUGCAAUCCCGUUGUGGAAUGCGUUGAAAGAUCAUAUCUAUGCACUGUCGCCUGAGAACUCCCUCUCCAUCGGCAAACCAAAGGAUGGGCAUAUCUCCAACUAUUACCUCGGUCAAACUAUCACGGAUGAGGAGGUCGCAGCCGUCCAAGCUGCCACUGAGAGGAUCGGAGUCGACGUGUUGAACACCCGGUAA